GGGGUCGGGUCCCCUCAUGGGCUCGGGUCUGUCAGAGUCUCCCCUCAUGGGCCGGGGUUCCGGUCCCCCGGGGCAGGUCAGAACCUGUGUCCCCUCACUGACCAAGGUCCCUCAGGGUCUCGCCCUAUGGGCAGGAGUUUGGGUCCCUCAGGGCAGUGUCACCAAUGGUGGCAAAACCACCCUGACCAACAGGCUCGUCAAGGCUCUCCCCAACUGCUGCGUGGUCCACCAGGACGAUUUCUUCAAGCCACAAGAUCAAAUAGAAGUCGGGGAAGACGGCUUUAAACAAUGGGAUGUGUUGGAUUCCCUGGAUAUGGAGGCAAUGGUGAGCACGGUGCGGGCCUGGAUUGAGAACCCAGUGAAGUUUGCCCGUUCCCACGGGGUGAAUGUCACACCUGGCUCUAAAGAGCCAACUUCCCAAGAUAUCCAUAUAUUGGUCAUUGAAGGCUUCCUGCUUUAUAAUUACAAACCACUGAUAGACCUGUUUGACAUCCGUUACUACCUGGCGGUGCCGUACGACGAGUGCAAGAGGAGGAGAAGCACACGGAAUUACACCGUUCCCGACCCCCCCGGCCUCUUCGACGGACACGUCUGGCCCAUGUACUUAAAGCACAGGAAGGAGAUGGAGGACUGUGGUGUGGAUGUUGUUUAUUUAGAUGGCCUGAAGUCGAGGGAAGAACUGUACAACCAAGUCUUUGAAGAUAUUCACAACAAGCUUUUAAAUUGCUCAUAGGGUCUGGGAAGACCUGGAAGACCCAUGUACAGCCCGAUGUAAAUAAUACUUGGAAGUGGGAAGGAGGGUUUAUUUGUGGAAACUCUUCUCCCACUGCCCUUUGGCAAGUCCCUUCUGUAUAUAAUUGAAAACUGAGGAUAACUUAUUCCCAACCCCAUGGACAGGAUGGCCUUGGUGGGUUUUUUGGUUUUGUUUUGUUGUUGUUUGUUGUUUUUUUUUUUUAAUUAUUUUAUAUUCCAAAGAGAAGUUGGAAAAGCAUUUUUAUAGCAGACCAAGUAGAGCUGCGCUGGGAAAACAACAAACCUCCUGCUCCUGCAGACAAAAAGGCUUCAGGCAACGGCUUGUUUGUAAUAUCAUCUCUCAAAUUCAGUAAAAAUCCACUUAAAUCUC
Pipra filicauda (Wire-tailed manakin) is the source of this 1123-nucleotide messenger RNA. It is a transcript of the gene NMRK2, whose product is annotated as nicotinamide riboside kinase 2. The coding region runs from base 17 to 733 and encodes 238 amino acids. Lineage: Eukaryota; Metazoa; Chordata; Aves; Passeriformes; Pipridae. The record is from RefSeq and is a predicted model, not a curated record. Gene Ontology annotation, cellular component: cytoplasm. The transcript has 8 exons.